Messenger RNA from Aspergillus wentii DTO 134E9, 3805 nucleotides. RefSeq names its product putative SNF2 family helicase/ATPase. Lineage: Eukaryota; Fungi; Ascomycota; Eurotiomycetes; Eurotiales; Aspergillaceae. The record is from RefSeq and is a predicted model, not a curated record. The coding region runs from base 269 to 3595 and encodes 1108 amino acids. Gene Ontology annotation, molecular function: histone binding; ATP binding; DNA binding. The transcript has 4 exons. Gene Ontology annotation, cellular component: chromatin; nucleus. Gene Ontology annotation, biological process: regulation of transcription by RNA polymerase II; nucleosome organization.
GGCGCGACGAGCAGCCAGACCUGCGGUUCUUCGUUCAACGUCGUUUGAAUUGCACCUCUUCGCAAUUCAAUUCCAGCCCCCGUUCCUCACGAUACGGAACGCCUCAUCUUUUAAGCCUAAUCUAAGCCGUGGGGGGUCUUUUCUUCUUUUACACCUUCCUCUAUUCUCCCUUCUUCUCCGCGUUUGGUUCUAGUGGAACCCUGUCGGGUCGUGUUCGGUCUUUUGUAUAACAACACAAAUACUUGCGCUUGGAGCGCUGAGGACGGAUAUGGCGCCUCACUCCGACACUCCGUCUCAGGCGGAUACUCCCAUGACCGAUGCACAUGAAGAACCUGUCACAUCAGUGCCCGUGGACAGUGCCGACGCUCAAAUGACGGAUUCCGAUACGAAUCCUAACACAACGGCAAGCAGCGUUGCAGGCGACGCUUCACCAUUUGAUGGCCGCAAGCGAAGGACGGAAGCUUUCCAUUUGAGAAAAAGUAUCCUGGGCAAAAAGCAUGGCCGUUUGGAUGAGUCAAAGGAAGAUGAUUCGAUCCGGAGAUUUCGUUACCUUCUUGGUCUGACUGAUUUAUUCCGGCAUUUCAUUGAAACGAACCCUAAUCCCCAGAUCAAAGAGAUAAUGGCCGAAAUCGACCGGCAAAAUGCUGAGGAAGCGAGAGCCAAGAAGAAGGGCUCUGCCCGUUCAGGUGGCGCCGGUGGUGAAAGACGUCGCAGGACAGAACAAGAGGAAGAUGCAGAACUCCUGGACGAUGAGAAGAGUGGUGGCGAAACCAAUACUGUUUUCCGCGAUACCCCACCAUUUGUCAAGGGUGAAAUGCGUGAUUAUCAAAUUGCAGGACUUAACUGGCUUGUCUCGCUCCAUGAGAAUGGUAUUUCGGGUAUCCUGGCAGAUGAGAUGGGUCUGGGUAAGACUCUACAGACCAUCUCUUUCCUUGGAUACCUGCGGCACGUCUGCGACAUAACUGGACCCCACCUCGUCGCUGUUCCUAAGUCCACCCUCGAUAACUGGAAGCGGGAAUUCGAAAAGUGGACCCCAGAAGUCAAUGUCCUUGUCCUCCAAGGAAACAAGGAUGAGCGCCAUCAACUGAUCAACGAACGGCUGCUCGAUGAGGACUUCGAUGUUUGCAUUACCAGUUACGAAAUGGUGCUGCGGGAAAAAUCUCAUCUCAAAAAGUUUGCCUGGGAAUAUAUUAUAAUCGACGAAGCUCAUCGCAUUAAAAACGAGGAAUCGUCCCUUGCUCAAAUCAUUCGUGUUUUCAACUCACGAAAUCGGUUGCUGAUCACCGGUACCCCGCUGCAGAACAACCUCCACGAGCUUUGGGCCCUUCUGAACUUCCUUCUACCCGAUGUCUUCGGCGACUCAGAGGCUUUCGACCAGUGGUUCUCUGGCCAGGACUCCGAUCAGGACACCGUUGUGCAGCAGUUGCAUCGUGUAUUACGGCCUUUCCUGCUUCGUCGUGUCAAGAGUGAUGUUGAAAAAAGUUUGCUUCCCAAAAAGGAAGUCAAUCUUUAUGUACCGAUGUCACAGAUGCAGGUGAAAUGGUAUCAGAAAAUCCUGGAAAAAGACAUUGAUGCGGUCAAUGGGGCCGCUGGAAAACGAGAGUCAAAGACUCGUCUUUUGAACAUUGUUAUGCAGCUCCGCAAAUGUUGCAAUCACCCUUAUCUUUUCGAAGGCGCUGAACCUGGUCCUCCGUAUACCACUGAUGAGCAUCUUGUCGACAAUGCCGGAAAGAUGGCGAUUCUCGACAAGAUUCUGAAGCGUAUGAAGGCACAGGGAAGCCGGGUGCUUAUCUUCUCCCAAAUGAGCCGUGUUCUUGACAUUCUGGAGGAUUACUGUGUAUUCAGGGACUACAACUACUGCCGUAUCGAUGGCACAACAGCCCAUGAGGAUCGUAUUGCCGCUAUCGAUGAUUAUAACAAGCCAGACUCUGACAAGUUUGUCUUCCUUCUCACCACGAGAGCAGGAGGUCUUGGUAUCAACUUGACAUCUGCAGAUAUUGUCGUGCUCUACGACAGUGAUUGGAACCCCCAGGCUGACCUCCAGGCCAUGGACCGUGCUCAUCGUAUUGGUCAGACAAAGCAAGUGGUGGUUUUCAGGUUCGUCACCGAGAGCGCCAUUGAAGAAAAGGUUUUGGAACGCGCAGCUCAAAAGCUACGAUUGGAUCAGCUGGUCAUUCAACAAGGUCGCGCUCAGCAACAAACAAAGAACGCUGCGUCCAAGGAUGAGCUACUUGGUAUGAUUCAGCACGGUGCUGCCAAGGUUUUCAGCGAUGGAUCAACCGCAACUAUGCCAAGUGACAAGAUGUCAGAAGAUGACAUCGACGCCAUUCUGCGCAAGGGUGAGGAAAGAACCGCAGAAUUGAACAAGAAAUACGAGAAGCUGGGUAUCGAUGAUCUCCAGAAAUUCACCUCUGAAAGCGCCUACGAGUGGAAUGGCCAGGACUUCACCGCACCCAAGAAAGACAUUGGUGUCAACUGGAUCAACCCGGCGAAGCGUGAACGAAAGGAGCAGUUCUAUUCUAUCGACAAGUACUAUCGUCAGGCUUUGGCCACUGGUGGAAGAACAGCAGACCCCAAGCCUAAGGUUCCCCGUGCACCUAAGCAGAUCGCUAUCCACGACUGGCAAUUUUUCCCACCAGGUCUUCAAGAACUCCAGGAGAAAGAGACCGCUUAUUUCCAUAAGGAGAUUGGCUACAAGGCCGUUCUUCCAGAUGGCCCCGAAGAAGAGCUUAGUGAACGCGAAGCUGAGCGCGACUUGGAGCAACAGGAAAUCGACAAUGCGGUGCCUUUGACGGAAGAUGAACAGGCUGAAAAGGCAAAGAUGUCCGAAGAGGGAUUUUCCACAUGGAACCGUCGGGAUUUCCAGCAAUUCGUCAAUGGAUCAGCCAAGUUCGGACGCACUGACUACAAAGGCAUUUCCACGGAAGUGGAUAGCAAAGAGCCUGACGAAGUCGAAGAGUAUGCUGACAUUUUUUGGAAACGAUACACGGAAAUUCAAGAUUACCCUAAAUACAUCCGUGUCAUCGAACAGGGUGAGGAGAAGUUGCGGAAGAUGAACCAUCAACGCAAAAUGCUCCGUAAGAAGAUGGAGAUGUACCGUGUUCCUCUCCAACAACUUAAAAUCAACUACACAGUGUCUACGACAAACAAGAAGGUAUACACAGAAGAGGAAGACCGAUUCCUAUUGGUGAUGCUCGACAGGUAUGGUGUUGAUGGCGAGGGCCUGUAUGAAAGGAUCCGCGAUGAGAUCCGCGAGUCUCCCCUCUUCCGCUUCGACUGGUUCUUCCUCAGUCGAACUCCAGUUGAAAUUGGCCGUCGGUGCACCACGCUGCUGAACACGGUCGCGAAGGAGUUCGAGACCGGAGACAGUAAAACGAAUGGGGAGCCUGGAAAGGGCCGCGGUCGUGACCGUGACGAGGAGGAUGUCGAGAAUGAUGAUUCUGGGGCGCCGGCCAAGAAGAAGAACAAGAAUGGCGCAGUGAACAAGCAGGUCAAAGCUGUGAAGGGUGGCAGCAAAGCCAAUUCCACGUCGACAUCACGGGCAGGCAGUGUCUCCUCCAACCCCGCGCCCAAAUCAAAGAGCCGAAAGAAAUGAUAUCUCUAAUAUCGGAUGACUUCUGUCUGAUUGACUGGAUUUGUCCUUAUGACCGUUCUGUGUAGUUUGCUUGGGUGGGUAUUCAUUCGACCCUGAAAGGGUGUGUUUUGGUCCUUGUAUUCUUGUUGUUGGUCUGGCGUUGGCAGAUAGAUGUUAUUACUCGCAGUCUUCUUUAUUUCAUGUAACACAAUAUACUGUCAACUGAGUGGC